AUGUUAAUCUCUGCAGGAAGUCUGAACCAGCAACACUGGGUAAAGAGGUACCACUCCUGCAAUGGUGCCAGGCAGUCACCCAUCAACAUUGAUGAGAGCUUCACCCAGGUUCAAGUGCAGUACCAGGACUUGCAACUAGAGCACUGGGAUCAGCUCAUGUCAGAUGCUACGAUCACCAAUGAUGGAAAAACAGUGGUUAUCAGUGUGAAUGGGCAGUACUACAUUAGUGGAGGAGGACUCGGGUCACAGUUCAAAGUAGCCAAGAUCACGUUCCACUGGGGCCGCUGCAAUGCCUCAUCAGAUGGUUCAGAGCACAGCAUUAAUGGUUACAAGUUUCCUCUAGAGAUGCAGAUUUACUGUUAUGAGGAAAAUGAGUUUGAAUCUAUAGAUGAUGCUCUGAGGGGUAAUGGCAGAAUCACUGCACUGUCCAUACUGUUUGAGGAGAGCGCUGAUGAUAAUGAGAACUAUGCUGCCUUAAUUGAUGGGGUCAGUGCCGUCAGUCGUUAUGGUAAAAGUAGUAUGCUUGAUGCCUUUCCUCUGCUUGGUCUACUGCCUGAGUCAACAGCAAAAUAUUUCAUCUACAAUGGCUCCCUCACCACGCCACCCUGCACAGAGACAGUGAAAUGGAUUGUGUUCAGAGACAGAGUGCCAAUUUCUGAACCGCAGCUGGAGGUGUUCUGUGAGGUGAUGACCAUGCAACAGGCUGGAUAUGUGAUGCUGACAGAUUACCUACAAAACAACUACAGGGAGCAAGGGCAGCACUUUCUGGGACAGGUUUUCUCAUCAUACACUGGCACAGAGGAAGUCCUUGUUCCUGUGUGCAGCUCAGAACCAGAUAAUGUUCAGGCAGAUCCGCAGAACUACACCAGUAUAAUGGUGACAUGGGAAAGGCCACGUGCUGUCUAUGAAACCAGCAUUGAGAGAUAUUCUGUCACCUAUCAGAGUCUACAGGGCAAAAAUGCUCAGAAACGACAGUACCUGACAGAUGGGGAUCAAGAUGUGGGAGCUAUUAUUCACAAGCUGCUGCCCAAUAACAGCUAUGUUGUCCAGGUGGUGGCGCUGUGCACCAAUGGCCUGACUGGUCGCAUGAGUGACCAAGUUAUAGUAGACAUGCCUCUGGAAGACCCUGAAAAUGAUCCUGAUCCUUCUGUUGAUUCGACACAAUUAGAAGAAUAUACUGAGAACUUCCAGACCUUUUUAUCUUCAAGUAGAACAACCAGCAAACCCAGGGUUUUGUCUGGCCAUACGUCUUCCUCCAAGAGCUCCAUAGACUACACCACCUCCACCACUCACCCAACUAUUAAGGCAACCACAUCAUCUGAGCAACAGUGGAUCAUAGUGGAAUCUCCAUCCUUUUCACCUGACCAGGCAAGAAGCCAUGAUAAGCAACCUAGCAGCCACAUUUUGCCUGACGAAGAAGAUAUUAUGUUUGUAACUGAUGUUCAUGACAAGGGCCUGGAAUCUAGGACAACAGUGUCCAGCCCAGACCAUGAGCAGCUCAGUCUACCCACUCUCAUAACCAGAGGUGUUCUGGAUCAGGACAAUGGGCAAGUGUGGAUGAGCAAACCAAGCAUCACUUCAGUGACCUCAGCUCUGAAUGCUGACAGCAACACGAUAUAUGUCACCAAUAAUAUUUUGUCUAUCUCAGUGAAGAAUGAACCCACUCAACCAUUGUUUAAUGCCACCACUGGCAGGCAUCCUGGAGCUAUUGACCGAAUGCAAAUAGCCAGCCAACCUCCUCCGUCAGCUUCCGGAAACGCUGGUGAUGUUGUUAUGGGGAGUGGCCAACACACACUGCAAGAUGGCUCACUUCAGGUCUGCAUAGAUGAGCUGGCUGUUGGCAGGGAGCUGCUGUGCGAGGCAAGCAACAGCAGUCCACAGUCUCGUGUGGGAAUGGUGGGAGGGACAGAGAGAGAAGAGAGGACAGUGGUGCCGUUAGCAGUGGUAUCUACCCUUACUGCAGUAUGUCUGCUGGUGCUGAUCAGCAUUCUCAUCUAUUGGAGGAAAUGCUUUCAAGCAACACAUCUUUAUGCAGAGGACAAAGCAUCUCCCAGAGUCAUAACAGCUCCAUCAACACCUCUGCUCCUUAAUACCGAAGAACAUGAAGCCAUUCCAGUGAAUGAAUUUGUGAAGCACGUCUCCAACCUUCACUCCAACAACACAUUCUCAAAGGAGUUUGAGAGCUUGAAAGAGUCUUAUGAGGAAAUUCAGUCCUGCACUGUGGACAUGGGUAUUACAACAGACAGUUCAAAUCACCCAGACAACAAGUGCAAGAAUAGAUACAUCAACAUCCUGGCCUAUGAUCACAGUCGAGUCAAGCUAAAUCAUAAUGCAGAGAAAGAUGGAAAGACUGGAGACUAUAUAAAUGCCAGUUAUGUGGAUGGCUACAAACAUCCAAAAGCUUACAUAGCAGCCCAGGGUCCACUGAAGACAAGCCUGGAAGACUUCUGGAGGAUGGUGUGGGAGCAAAAAGUUAGCAUCAUCAUCAUGAUAACCAACCUGUUGGAGAAGGGUCGGAGAAAAUGUGACCAGUACUGGCCAAAGGAAAGCCAAGAAGAAUAUGGGAGUUUUCUUGUCACACUGAAAAGUACCAUAACGCUGGCUUACUAUACCAAGAGGACCUUCACUCUGAGAAACAUCAACAACAAAAAGGGCUCUCUGAAGAGUCGCGGUCAAGAGAGAACCAUUGAUCAGUACCAUUAUACUCAGUGGCCAGACAUGGGCGUUCCUGAGUACACACUUCCAGUGCUCAAAUUUGUACAGAAGUCAUCUGAGAGACAAAGUGCUGACUCGGGCCCUGUUGUGGUACACUGCAGUGCUGGAGUGGGAAGAACAGGAACUUACAUUGUGAUAGACAGCAUGCUGAAGCAGAUAAAGGCUGAGGGGACAGUGAACAUCAUGGGUUUCCUGAAGCACAUCCGCACCCAGAGGAACUAUCUGGUGCAGACUGAGGAACAAUAUGUUUUCAUUCACAAUGUGUUAGUAGAGGCCAUCAGGAGUAAAGUGACACAAGUAUCAGCCAGCCACAUUCAUGCUUACGUCUCUGAUCUUCUCACUCCUGGACCAACAGGCAAGACUCCUCUAGAGAAACAGUUUAAGAUGAUCAGCCAGAAGUGUGAAAAUCAGGAUGACUAUGUGACAGCACUGAAAGAGUGCAACAUGCCAAGGAACAGGACUUCUGCCCUCAUGCCUGUGGAAAGAUCCAGAGUAAGUCUGGCUUCGACUGGUGCAGAUUCUUCAGAUUACAUUAAUGCUUCUUAUGUCAUGGGUUACCAUCAAAGCUGUGAAUUCAUCAUCACACAGCGACCCCUGACCAACACCAUACAAGACUUUUGGAGGAUGAUCUGGGACCAUAAUGCUCAGAUUAUCAUUUCUCUGCCAGAUACACAGAGCCCGAGCAAGGAGGAGGAGUGUGUUUACUGGCCAACUAAAGAGCAGCCCAUCAGCUGUGAGACCUUUACAGUGACACUGGCAGGGGAGGAUCAGAUUUGCCUACCUUAUGAAGAGUCUCUGUUGGUGCAUGACUUUAUUUUGGAAGCUUUAAAAGAUGACUAUGUGUUGGAGGUUCGCUGUUACCAGGCUCCACAUUGGCCCAAUCCAGACAGACCCAUCAGUAAUGCCUUUGAGCUCAUUAACAUCAUCAGGGAAGAGGGUGCACGUCGGGAAGGCACUAUUGUGGUCCAUGAUGAGUAUGGAGGCUCCAGUGCUGGGAUACUGUGUUCCCUGAUCACUCUGAUUAAUCAGCUAGAGGAGGAGAACCUGGUCGAUGUCUAUCUGAUAGCAAGGAUGACCAACCUGAUGAGACCAGGAGUAUUUAGUAAUAUUGAGCAGUAUCAGUUUCUUUACAAAGCUAUAUUAAGUUUGGUGAGCACCAAGGAAGAUGAGAAAACACUUAAUUCCACAGAGAACAACGGCAACAUCCCGACUGGCUCAGCAAAUGUCACAGAAAGUCUCGAGUCUCUUAUGGAAUGUAAAUAA
Messenger RNA from Neoarius graeffei (lesser salmon catfish), 3978 nucleotides. RefSeq names its product protein tyrosine phosphatase receptor type Z1b (gene ptprz1b). Lineage: Eukaryota; Metazoa; Chordata; Actinopteri; Siluriformes; Ariidae. Bases 1 to 3978 code for a protein of 1325 amino acids. The transcript has 29 exons. Gene Ontology annotation, molecular function: protein tyrosine phosphatase activity; protein binding. The record is from RefSeq and is a predicted model, not a curated record. Gene Ontology annotation, biological process: peptidyl-tyrosine dephosphorylation.